AUGGCUGAUCCUGACGCGCCCGCCCAUAACAAGAGAGCUCGUUUGGGCUCCAGCAAUCUUGACUACAACGGCCACGGAUUCCCUCCCCCUCCUCCACCGCCUCAUACCCAACCCACCCGCCCUCCGACACAUCCCACCUUGGCCCAGGCUUCUCCGCCCUACACUACCCACGGUCUAUCCACUCCCUCUCACCAGUACACCGCUCACCCCCAAGCCUACCCAGGUCCGCUACCCUCGCCAUCGUUGCCACCCUCUGACAUUCGCGCCCUUGCGGAUCCGCGCAACAUACCCUCUCCCCGGCAGCAUCCCAAUGGCGUCACAGGAGUCGCUACUGUGACAAUCCCCCAGGACCGCAUUUCAACCUACCGUCCUCCACCGACGCCCCAGUCAGCAUCGGCCCCAGAUCCUCACAGUUCCCGCUCCACCAGCCUCAGUAUCAGUACCGACGUCAAGCCCCAGCCCCAGCCCCAACCUCAGCCUCAACCACCCAUGGAGCAUGGUGGCCAUCACCCGUCGUGGCCUCCCAUGAACCCCGAGCACCGGCCAAAUGGCAACAUGGCAAAUGGCUACAGCCAUGCCAUGAGUCCCUCUCACCCCAACGGACCCCCGCCAUACCAUGCGCAGCCACCACCACCGCCUGCUCAGCAAUAUCCCCAGCCAGUGACUCCCUACGCGCCCACGCCCUACAUGAACGACUAUGGCGCGGGACAGCAAAUACGAAGGAAGCAGGUCCGAGCCACGCAGGCUUGCAACCACUGUCGUUCGCGAAAGCAAAAGUGUGACGAAGCCCGACCGUGCCAGUUCUGCAGAGAGAACAACUUUGACUGCCAGUACAAAGAUGUCCCACCACCAAA
Messenger RNA from Bipolaris maydis ATCC 48331, 854 nucleotides. The record is from RefSeq and is a predicted model, not a curated record. Lineage: Eukaryota; Fungi; Ascomycota; Dothideomycetes; Pleosporales; Pleosporaceae.